Jaculus jaculus (lesser Egyptian jerboa) is the source of this 2212-nucleotide messenger RNA. It is a transcript of the gene Acsf3, whose product is annotated as acyl-CoA synthetase family member 3. The transcript is spliced from 10 exons. NCBI's taxonomy places the organism in Eukaryota, Metazoa, Chordata, Mammalia, Rodentia, Dipodidae. Gene Ontology annotation, biological process: fatty acid metabolic process. Gene Ontology annotation, molecular function: medium-chain fatty acid-CoA ligase activity. The record is from RefSeq and is a predicted model, not a curated record. The coding region runs from base 139 to 1863 and encodes 574 amino acids.
GGGACACUAUUAGGUGACGGACUCAGUUCCGACAGGCUCAACCACAUGCCUGACCUCUGCGGCCCCACGCCCUCCCCAGUGACCCAGGCGAGUGUGUGGCCAAGGACCCGGAGGAGCACGGCCCAGUGACUUGAUGUGAUGCCGCCCCAUAUGACACUGCCCUUCCGUCGCCUGGUCUGGUCCUUGGCCUCUCGCUGGCCAGCUCCUAAGAGACACAGAGGACAUAGUCUCUUGCACACUGCCCCCGAGGUGCCCAGGGAUGGGACUGCCCCAGUGUUCAUGCGAGCUCUGACCUUUGGGGACAGGGUUGCCCUCAUUGACCGACAUGGCCGUCAUACCUACAGAGAGCUUUAUGAACGGAGUCUUCGCCUGUCCCAGGAGAUCUGCAGGCUCCGGGGCUGCCAGGAAGGGGACCUUCAGGAGGAGAGAAUCUCCUUCCUGUGCUCCAAUGAUGUCUCCUAUGUCGUGGCCCAGUGGGCCUCCUGGAUGAGUGGUGGCAUCGCCGUCCCGCUCUACUGGAAGCACCCUGAGGCCCAACUGGAGUACUUCAUCCAAGACUCCCAGAGCUCUGUUGUUGUGGCUGGCCAGGAAUACGUGGCGCUGUUGCGUCCAGUGGUCCAAAGGCUCGGGGUCCCUCUUCUGCCUCUCACGCCUGCUGUCUACCAGGGAGGAGCAGAAGGGCCCACAGAGCAACCAGUGCAUGAGAGGAAGUGGCAUGACCGGGGUGCCAUGAUCUUCUACACCAGCGGGACCACAGGGAGGCCCAAGGGUGCACUGAGCACCCAUCGCAACAUCACGGCUGUGGUGACCGGGCUGGUCCACACAUGGGCAUGGACAAAAGACGACGUAAUCCUCCAUGUCCUCCCACUGCACCACGUCCAUGGCGUGGUCAACAAGCUACUCUGUCCACUCUGGGUGGGAGCCACGUGCGUGAUGCUGCCUGAGUUCAGUGCUCAACAGGUUUGGGAAAAGUUCUUAAGUUCUGACACUCCACGAAUUAAUGUGUUUAUGGCAGUGCCCACGAUAUACAGCAAACUACUGGAUUAUUAUGACAGGCAUUUCACCCAGCCUCACGUCCAAGACUUCGUGCGUGCAGUUUGUGAAGAAAAAAUUAGACUGAUGGUGUCAGGCUCAGCUGCCUUGCCUGUCCCGCUGCUGGAGAAGUGGAAGAGUGUCACAGGCCACACACUGCUGGAGCGCUAUGGCAUGACAGAGAUCGGAAUGGCCUUGUCUAACCCCCUGACGGGGACUCGCCUGCCAGGUUCUGUGGGGAUCCCACUGCCUGGAGUGGAAGUACGCAUCAUCUCCGAAAGCCUGCAGAAGGGCUCCUCUUACGACAUCCACGCAGAGGGAAACGAGAGGGAGACAAAGGUGACCCCAGGGUUCGAGGAAAAGGAAGGGGAGCUGCUUGUCAGAGGACCCUCUGUGUUUCAAGAAUACUGGGAUAAACCAGAAGAAACUAAAAAUGCUUUCACUUCGGAUGGCUGGUUUAAAACAGGGGAUACUGCUGUGUUCAAGGACGGCAGGUACUGGAUCCGAGGCCGCACAUCAGUGGACAUCAUCAAGACUGGAGGCUAUAAAGUCAGCGCCCUGGAAAUUGAGUGGCAUCUGCUGUCCCACCCUAGCAUCAUGGAUGUGGCGGUGAUUGGAGUUCCAGAUGUGACAUGGGGCCAACGGAUCACAGCUGUGGUGACCCUUCAAGAAGGAUGCUCACUGUCCCACAGAGAGCUCAAGGAAUGGGCCAGAGGCGUUAUGGCCCCCUACGCUAUACCCUCUGAGCUGCUGCUGGUAGAGGAGAUCCCGCGGAAUCAGAUGGGCAAGGUAAACAAGAAGGACCUGGUCAAGCAGUUCUACCCCUCGUGACCGGGCAGCCAGCUGGACUGAAGCCAGAGGACAAGCGUCCCCCUCAAGCACAACCCUUGGGCUUUACAGUGGAAUUCCCCAAAUCAUGUUGAGCAGAAUCAAGAGCAGCCUGGUUCUGUUUGGAGGGAAGUGCCCCCCACUCCAGGUUGACCAUUGAAGCUCAAGUCGUCCCAGGCACGGCCAUGGCCUCAGUGGUCCACUGUUCGCUGGGUGUGCCAACUUCACAAGUGCAGUGAGGGCAUGGCCGUGGUGGACAGUGCCCCAUGCCCGGGGCUCCUGGCUAUCUUCAGGGCAGGUCCCAGAGGUGUUGCUGAGAAAAAAGAUGAAAUAAAGACAGAAGACAAGUGUC